GUACUUGCAGAUGAUGUCCAUCGUCAUUGGUCUUCAGCAUCUGCCAGGCUGAUCCAUGGUCAGUUUCCAGUAUGGCAGCAAGGUGACUUAGCUGAGGAUGACCCUGACUGAAAGACUGCGUGAGAAGAUAUCUCAGGCCUUCUACAGCCAUGGGCUGCUCUGUGCAUCCUAUCCCAUCCCCAUCAUCCUCUUCACAGGACUCUGCAUCUUAGCCUGCUGCUACCCGCUGCUGAAGCUCCCCUUGCCUGGAACGGGACCUGUGGAAUUCUCCACUCCUGUGAAGGAUUACUUGCCCCCGCCUGUGGACUCUGACCACAAACAAGGAGAGCCCAGCGAGCAGCCGGAGUGGUAUGUGGGUGCUCCAGUGGCAUACAUCCAGCAGAUAUUUGUGAAGUCAUCAGUGUCUCCCUGGCACAAAAACCUUCUGGCAGUAGAUGUGUUUCGCUCACCUCUGUCCCGGGCAUUCCAGCUGGUGGAAGAGAUCCGAAACCAUGUGCUGAGAGACAGCUCCGGGACCAAGAGCCUGGAGGAGGUUUGCCUGCAGGUGACAGACCUGCUGCCAGGCCUCAGGAAACUACGGACCUUACUUCCUGAACAUGGCUGCCUGUUGCUGUCCCCUGGGAACUUCUGGCAGAAUGACUGGGAACGAUUCCAUGCUGAUCCUGACAUCAUUGGGACCAUUCAUCAGCAUGAACCUAAAACUCUGCAGACAUCAGCCACACUCAAAGACUUGCUGUUUGGAGUUCCUGGGAAAUACAGUGGAGUGAGCCUCUACACAAGGAAGAGGAUGGUCUCAUACACCAUCACCCUCGUCUUUCAGCACUACCAUGCCAAGUUCCUGAGCAGCCUGCGUACCCGGCUCAUGCUCCUGUACCCCAGCCCCAACUGCAGCUUUCGGGCAGAGAACCUGGUCCAUGUGCACUUCAAAGAAGAGAUUGGUGUUGCCGAGCUCAUCCCCCUGGUGACCACCUACAUCAUCUUGUUUGCCUACAUCUACUUCUCCACACGCAAGAUCGACAUGGUCAAGUCCAAGUGGGGGCUCGCCCUGGCUGCCGUGGUCACAGUGCUCAGCUCACUGCUCAUGUCUGUGGGGCUCUGCACUCUCUUCGGCCUCACACCCACACUCAAUGGCGGUGAAAUUUUCCCAUACCUGGUGGUAGUUAUUGGGUUAGAGAAUGUGUUGGUGCUCACCAAGUCAGUGGUCUCAACCCCAGUGGACCUUGAGGUGAAGCUGCGGAUUGCACAAGGCCUAAGCAGCGAGAGCUGGUCCAUCAUGAAGAACAUGGCAACUGAACUAGGCAUUAUCCUUAUUGGCUACUUUACCCUUGUGCCUGCCAUCCAGGAGUUCUGUCUCUUUGCUGUUGUGGGUCUGGUGUCUGACUUCUUCCUCCAGAUGCUGUUUUUCACCACUGUCCUGUCCAUUGACAUUCGCCGGAUGGAGCUAGCGGAUCUGAACAAGCGGCUGCCCCCUGAGUCCUGCUUGCCCUCAGCCAAGCCUGUGGGGCGACCUACACGUUACGAGAGACAGCUAGCUGUACGGCCAUCCACACCCCAUACCAUCACAUUACAACCAUCAUCCUUCCGAAAUCUGCGACUCCCCAAAAGACUGCGUGUUGUCUACUUCCUGGCCCGUACUCGCUUGGCACAGCGCCUUAUCAUGGCGGGUACCGUUGUCUGGAUUGGCAUCCUGGUGUAUACAGACCCAGCAGGACUACGUACCUACCUCGCUGCCCAGGUGACGGAACAGAGCCCAUUGGGUGAGGGCUCCCUGGCCCCAAUGCCAGUUCCCAGUGGUGUGCUGCCUGCCAACCACCCAGACCCUGCCUUCUCCAUCUUCCCACCUGAUGCCCCUAAACUACCAGAGAAUCAGACGUUGCCAGGCGAGCUGCCUGAGCAUGUGGGUCCAGCAGAGAGUGUUCAUGACGGUGGAGCCCCAGAGGUAACCUGGGGACCUGAGGAUGAGGAACUGUGGAGGAAAUUGUCCUUCCGCCAUUGGCCCACCCUCUUCAAUUACUACAACAUCACACUAGCCAAGAGGUACAUCAGCCUGUUGCCAGUCAUCCCUGUCACUCUGCACCUGAACCCACAGGAGGCCUUGGAGGGUCGGCAUCCUCAGGAUGGUCGCAGUGCCUGGGCCCCACCUGGGCCUUUGCCUGCUGGGCUCUGGGAGGCUGGACCUAAGGGAGGUGGAACACAGGCCCAUGGUGAUGUUACCUUGUACAAGGUGGCUGCGCUUGGCCUGGCAGCUGGCAUCGUCCUUGUGCUGCUGCUGCUCUGCCUCUACCGGGUGCUUUGCCCUCGUAACUAUGGGCAGCCAGGUGGUGGUCCCGGCAGGCGGAGACGUGGGGACCUGCCCUGCGAUGACUAUGGCUACACACCCCCUGAGACAGAGAUCAUCCCACUGAUGCUGCGUGGGCACCUCAUGGACAUUGAGUGUCUGGCCAGUGAUGGGAUGCUACUGGUGAGCUGCUGCUUGGCAGGGCACAUCUGCGUGUGGGAUGCACAGACUGGGGACUGCCUCACACGCAUCCCUCGCCUGGGACCACGCAGGGACAGCAGUGGAGGUGGCGCUUUUGAAACCCAGGAGAACUGGGAAAGGCUGUCGGAUGGUGGGAAAGCUAGCCCAGAGGAGCCUGGGGACAGCCCUCCGCGACACCGCCCCCGGGGCCCUCCACUGCCUUCCCUCUUCGGGGAUCAGCCAGACCUCACCUGCUUAAUCGACACCAACUUCUCCGUGCAGCCGCCCCCAGAGCCCACCCAGCCUGAGCCUCGGCACCGGGCAGGCUGUGGUCGUACUCGGGACUCUGGCUAUGACUUCAGCCGUGUGGUGCAGCGCGUGUACCAGGAGGCGGGGCUGGCUGCUAUGCACAUGCCGGUCCUGCGCCCUCCUUCCCCAGUACCCACACUAUCCCAGGCCUCUAAAGAUGAGGGAUGUGCUCCUGAGAAGUGCUCCCCUUCUCUGGCCUGGGCCCCCAGCACAGCAGGCUCCAUCUGGAGUUUGGAGCUGCAAGGCAACCUCAUCGUGGUUGGGCGAAGCAGUGGCAGCCUAGAGGUGUGGGAUGCCAUCGAAGGAGUGCUCUGCUGCAGUAAUGAAGAGGUCUCCUCCGGGAUCACAGCCCUUGUCUUCCUGGACAAGAGGAUUGUGGCUGCCCGACUCAAUGGUUCUCUUGAUUUCUUCUCCUUGGAAACUCACACUUCUCUCAGCCCCUUGCAGUUCAGAGGAGCUCAAGGGCGAGGUAGUUCUCCAUCAACUCCUGUGUACAGCAGCAACACAGUGACCUGCCACCUGACCCACACAGUGCCCUGUGCACAUCAGAAACCCAUCACAGCCCUGAGAGCUGCUGCUGGGCGCCUGGUGACUGGGAGCCAAGACCAUACUCUAAGAGUAUUUCGACUGGAGGAUUCGUGCUGCCUCUUCACCCUGCAGGGCCACUCGGGGGCAAUCACAACUGUGUACAUCGACCAGACCAUGGUGCUGGCCAGUGGAGGACAAGAUGGGGCCAUCUGCCUAUGGGAUGUGCUCACAGGCAGCCGGGUCAGCCAUAUGUUUGCUCACCGUGGAGAUGUCACCUCUCUCACCUGUACCACUUCCUGCGUCAUUAGUAGUGGCCUGGAUGACCUCAUCAACAUCUGGGACCGCAGCACAGGCAUUAAGCUGUACUCUAUUCAGCAGGACCUGGGCUGUGGUGCAAGCUUGGGGGUUAUCUGGGACAACCUGCUGGUGACUGGCGGCCAAGGCUGUGUCUCCUUUUGGGACCUAAACUAUGGGGACCUGUUACAGACAGUCUACUUGGGCAAGAACAGUGAGGCCCAGCCUGCCCGCCAGAUUUUGGUGCUGAACAAUGCUGCCAUUGUCUGCAACUUCGGCAGUGAGCUCAGCCUGGUGUACGUACCCUCUGUGCUGGAGAAGCUGGACUGAGGGCAGGCUGGCUACACAGGGGCCCCUGCUGCUCAGGAUGGGGUGCUGUGAGGUGGGCCAAUUCAUUGGACUUAGACUGGAGGCCGGAACUGGACAUCAUCUCGCAACCGCCUCAACUGUCCUUUCGCCUGACUGUAAUAUUAAACUUUUUAAAAAACCACCUUUA
Messenger RNA from Nannospalax galili (Upper Galilee mountains blind mole rat), 4085 nucleotides. It is a transcript of the gene Scap, whose product is annotated as SREBF chaperone. The transcript has 22 exons. Gene Ontology annotation, molecular function: protein binding; sterol binding. The record is from RefSeq and is a predicted model, not a curated record. Lineage: Eukaryota; Metazoa; Chordata; Mammalia; Rodentia; Spalacidae. Gene Ontology annotation, cellular component: Golgi membrane; endoplasmic reticulum membrane. Gene Ontology annotation, biological process: SREBP signaling pathway. Bases 98 to 3919 code for a protein of 1273 amino acids.